Molecule: messenger RNA, 2023 nt
Organism: Pristis pectinata (smalltooth sawfish)
Lineage: Eukaryota; Metazoa; Chordata; Chondrichthyes; Rhinopristiformes; Pristidae
Gene: poc5
Product: POC5 centriolar protein homolog (Chlamydomonas)
Cellular component (GO): centrosome
Source: RefSeq, a predicted model, not a curated record
ACGGUCAGGGGAAGCUGUUGUGUUUGUGGAAGGAAGAGUUGGGCCUGUGGGGGACUCUCUGGGCGGUUCGAGUGUGUCCUGGUUCACUGUUGUAUUGUAUAUCCGUAUUAAAGCUACCAAAGCUUGAAUAAACCUCGCAAGCGAGCGGGCUUGCUUCUUUCAUGCCGUAAUCGGCUUCUAUCCGCACGGAAAACUCCUUCCCGAGCCUGAAGCCACUUCCACCCGGCCGACGGCGCGUAUACCUUGCACCGCAGCGGGACACGACCGAAAUACCGAGCGUCCGGAGGCUGGCAGGAGCAUUUUCAUCUGCUAAGAUGUCCUCCGAUGAAGAGAGGACUUCCAGCCCAGUAUUGCCUAAAGAUUCAGAUCGUGGUAGUUCAGUGUCUUCUGAGCUACAGGAGGAAUAUGAAGAGCUCCUACGUUACGCAGUGGUAACUCCAAAGUGGGAUUCUAGUGGCCUCAGACAAUCUCAUUCCAUGACUAAACCUGCAGCAUGUGACAAAGACUUAAGUGCAGUAGAAGCAGGCACUUCAUCAGAACAGAGGAGGCAUGAAGGACAACAGACUGCAAGCAUAACGUUGGUCCCUGAAAAAUCUGAUUCAGCAAAAAAAGAAAAAUCAUCAGAAGGCCAGGAAGUUGACCAGAAGAUAACUAUUUCACCAGCAUCAAAUACAGUUUUGCCUUUGGAAGGUCUUGUUUAUUCUGAAAGAACCCCUUCACAUGUGUCAGUAUCCAGAACAUCCGCGAUGUCUCGAUCAGUAGGUCAGUUGUCGAUUCCAGCUGAAAAUCUGGAUAAGGUAGAAAAUAUACUCAACACAGCAAGCGACCAACUCAAGGCCAAUAUUCUUUCUGAAAUUCGCCAGUGGAGACUUUCAGUUAUUGAACAGCAUAAAAAGGAGUUGAAAGAAGAAAAAGAGAAGCAUGAAGCUCAAAUUGCACAAAUGGCCUGCCAGACCCAGAACUUAAACCAGCUAGUUUGUACUUAUGAGGAUUCAGUUCGAAGAAAAGAUGAGGUAAUUUCUAAUUUGAUCCAAGGACUUAAGAAUCUAAAAGAGAAGAUAGAAUUGAUGCGUAGAUUUACACAGUGGCGACUUCAACAUUCAGAGGCAAAAGCAGAAGAUUAUGCCAAUAUUCUGGCCAACAAGCAUUACAAUUUCUGUCUGAUGAGAAAGGUGUGUACAGCUUGGAAAUCGGUAAUGCAAACAGAAUGGAAAACAAGAGUAGAAAAAGCAUGUCAAGCUCGAGCUGAAGAGGUCUGUAUCCAGCUCUCGAGGGACUAUGAGAGAAAGCUUGAUGCAUCAAAAGAGGAGCUGGAAGGUGCAAGAGCAGAGAUACGGCGAUUGUUAGCUGAGAAGGACAAGUAUACUGAUUCAAUGAAGACAUUCAUGCGUGGUGUAUGUUGCUCUCACCUGGAGGCAAUGAGCAUGUUUCAGAAUGGAAGCAGAAGAGUGGAACAUGCAGAGUCUAUACAUGGAAGAGAUGAUUUGGAUUGCUCUCCUUCUGCCUCUGCACCCCAGCCAUCAGUUUGUCCUGUUCCAACAACCCUGGAUCCUUCGAUUCCCUUUGAAUCUGAUCGGAUGAUUACUUUACAUUUUGGUUCAACAAAUGUUUCCCAGACAAGAUCAGGAGGAACAUCUACUCCUCUAGCUACCACCACAGUGACGACAUCUUCGGCUUUAGGGUUCCAAUCGGCCCAGAAACUGCCUGUGACUAAAUGUGCAAGUUCUGCACAGCAAAAAACUGGGAAAACCAUAGUGGCGCGUCUCACAGGGCAACCUGACCCAUCCCCACGAGGGUUUAAAGGUGGAUCCAGCCAGGGAGUGUCUCCUCCAAUGACUACGAUCUGUGUGGAAAGGCAUCAUCCUGUUACACAGCAAACCAUAGGCCAAGCGACUGCAGCCAAGUAUCCUCGAUCAAGUCAACCCCAGUCAGCCACUGGGGGGAAAGUCUCUGCACUGAAUGCAAAAUCACCCACAGUCAGCUGUGGCAUCCAGUCAAUAAAGGUUGUAGACUGAAUCCCUCA